AUGGUCACCACAAACCACCACAGCGACCACCAGUCGCACACGUGUGAACGAACCACCGUCAACGGCAAUUCACCCACAACAGCCCACGACGACAUGACAGUUCCCAGACCCUUACGUAUCCCGAGGCACGUCCUUCUUCUCUCCCUACAGUCGCCCUCUUGGUUCGACAUCGAAUACGAGAACCUCUUGCAUGCUUUGCCGGCAGAGUCGGGCAGAAUCUUGAAGGCCGAAGACCCCGAAGAUGCCCUGGAGAUGUUUUCCCACCGAGAGGUCGCGAACAGCUUCAGUGCUGUAUUGAUUGCUGACCACGGCAUCACCUUCCCUCGCCACUCUCCCAUAUGGCAUCUGCUCCUCAAGAAUUACAUCCGAAAGGGGGGCAGGGUGAUUAUUUGCUGCGAAUUUCCGUGUGGUGUUAUCCCGAGAGACUUUGACACCAUGUUCUCUGAGAUCGAGGGGUUGGAUUGGAAGUUCGGUGGUUGUUCACGGGGUGAAUAUGGAAGGGCUGAGGCUCCGGGACAGGGGAAAGAUGCAUUGCCUGAUGUAGUUGAUUGGAAUGCUGUUAAGCUGCGGGCGGAGGGAAUGAAAUCCGGUGAGAGCUGGUAUUCUGAUUCAACGGGUGCUAGUGCGGCUGCGAUGGCUAAGGUUGGAGAGGGGUGGUUGGGAUACGUUGGGAAUGUAGACGUUGACGGAGAUACUGCGAUGAUUAUUUUGAGAAUGUGUGGCUUUGAUGAGUCGGAAGGUGGCCAAGGAGUCUACCUCGAAGAGUAG
This is a messenger RNA of Podospora pseudocomata, 768 nucleotides long. RefSeq lists its product as uncharacterized. Bases 1 to 768 code for a protein of 255 amino acids. Lineage: Eukaryota; Fungi; Ascomycota; Sordariomycetes; Sordariales; Podosporaceae. The transcript has a single exon. The record is from RefSeq and is a predicted model, not a curated record.